Molecule: messenger RNA, 7622 nt
Organism: Cololabis saira (Pacific saury)
Lineage: Eukaryota; Metazoa; Chordata; Actinopteri; Beloniformes; Belonidae
Gene: rgs3a
Product: regulator of G protein signaling 3a
Exons: 16
Coding region: 2511-5678 (1055 amino acids)
Biological process (GO): signal transduction
Cellular component (GO): plasma membrane; nucleus
Molecular function (GO): protein binding
Source: RefSeq, a predicted model, not a curated record
CGGGCUGCACUCGUGCUGCUGGGGCCAGACGGCGAGGACUGAUGCAGAGGUGAGGAGUCGGGUCAAGGGACCGGAGGACGAGCAGAGCCACAGAUGAGAGGAAACGUGGUGGAAUAGACCCCGAAGAGACGGGAAAACGUGGUGGAAUAGACCCCGAAGAGACGGGAAAAGGUGGUGGAUAGACCCUGAAGAGACUGUAAAGGUGGUGGACUGGACCCCGAAGAGACGGGAAAACGUGGUGGAUAGACCCUGAAGAGACGGAGUAGACCCUAAAGAGACGGAGUAGACCCUGAAGAGAUGGGAAAAGGUGUUGGAUAGACCCUGAAGAGACGGAGUGGGCCCAGAAGAGACUCUAAAGGUGGUGGAUAGACCCUGAAGAGACGGGAAAAGGUGGUGGAAUAGACCCCGAAGAGACGGGAAAAGGUGGUGGAUGGACCCUGAAGAGACUAAAGGUGGUGGACUAGACCCUGAAGAGACUCUAAAGGUGAUGGAUAGACCUUGAAGAGACUGUAAAUGUGGUGGACUAGACCCUGAAGAGACGGGAAAAGGUGGUGGAUAGACCCUGAAGAGACUAAACGUGGUGGAUAGACCUUGAAGGGACUCUAAAGGUUGUGGACUAGACCCUGAAGAGACUCUAAAGGUGGUGGAUAAACUCUGAAGAGACUCUAAAGGUUGUGGACUAGACCCUGAAGAGACUCUAAAGGUUGUGGACUAGACCCUGAAGAGACUCUAAAGGUGGUGGAUAGACCCUGAAGAGACUCUAAAGGUGGUGGAUAAACUCUGAAGAGACUCUAAAGGUUGUGGACUAGACCCUGAAGAGACUCUAAAGGUGGUGGAUAGACCUUGAGGAGACUCUAAAGGUUGUGGACUAGACCCUGAAGAGACGGAGUAGACCCUGAAGUGACUCUAAAGGUUGUGGAGGAGACCCUGAAGAGAGGGGAACGUGGUGGAUAGACCCUGAAGAGACUCUAAAGGUGGUGGAAUAGACCCCGAAGAGACUCUAAAGGUGGUGGAGGAGACCCUGAAGAGACUCUAAAGGUGGUGGAGGAGACCCUGAAGAGACGGGAACGUUGUGGAUAGACCCUGAAGAGACUCUAAAGGUGGUGGAUAGACCUUGAGGAGACUCUAAAGGUUGUGGAGGAGACCCUGAAGAGAGGGGAACGUGGUGGAUAGACCCUGAAGAGACUCUAAAGGUUGUGGACUAGACCCUGAAGAGACGGAGUAGACCCUGAAGUGACUCUAAAGGUUGUGGAGGAGACCCUGAAGAGACUCUAAAGGUGGUGGAGGAGACACUGAAGAGAGGGGAACGUGGUGGAUAUACCUUGAAGAGACUCUAAAGGUGGUGGACUAGAUCCUGAAGAGACUCUAAAGGUGGUGGACUAGACCCUGAAGAGACUCUAAAGGUGGUGGACUAGACCCUGAAGAGACUCUAAAGGUGGUGAUAGACCCUGAAGAGACUCUAAAGGUGGUGGACUAGAUCCUGAAGAGACUCUAAAGGUGGUGGACUAGACCCUGAAGAGACUCUAAAGGUGGUGGACUAGACCCUGAAGAGACUCUAAAGGUGGUGAUAGACCCUGAAGAGACUCUAAAGGUGGUGGACUAGACCCUGAAGAGACUCUAAAGGUGGUGGAUAGCACUUGAAGAGACUCUAAAGGUGGUGGACUAGACCCUGAAGAGACUCUAAAGGUGGUGGAUAAACUCUGAAGAGACUCUAAAGGUGGUGGAGGAGACCCUGAAGAGACGGGAACGUUGUGGAUAGACCCUGAAGAGACUCUAAAGGUUGUGGACUAGACCCUGAAGAGACUCUAAAGGUGGUGGAUAGACCUUGAGGAGACUCUAAAGGUUGUGGAGGAGACCCUGAAGAGAGGGGAACGUGGUGGAUAGACCUUGAAGAGAGGGGAACGUGGUGGAUAGACCCUGAAGAGACUCUAAAGGUUGUGGACUAGACCCAGAAGAGACUCUAAAGGUGGUGGACUAGACCCUGAAGAGACUCUAAAGGUGGUGGAUAGCACUUGAAGAGACUCUAAAGGUGGUGGACUAGACCCUGAAGAGACGGAGUAGACCCUGAAGAGAGGGGAACGUGGUGGAUAUACCUUGAAGAGGCUCUAAAGGUGGUGGAUAGACCCUAAAGAGACUCUAAAGGUGGUGGAUAGACCCUAAAGAGACUCUAAAGGUGGUGGACUAGACCCUGAAGAGACUCUAAAGGUGGUGGAUAGACCCUGAAGUGACUCUAAAGGUUGUGGAGGAGACCCUGAAGAGAGGGGAACGUGAUGGAUAGACCCUGAAGAGGCUCUAAAGGUGGUGGACUAGACCCUGAAGAGAGGGGAACGUGGUGGAUAGACCCUGAACAAACGGGAACGUGCUGGAUAUACCUUGAAGAGACUCUAAAGGUGGUGGAUAGACCCUAAAGAGACUCUAAAGGUGGUGGACUAGACCCUGAAGAGACCGGGGGGCGUCUGGGGGUCGGCAGCAGCUGAUUCAGGAGAUCAAACCAACACACAGGGGAGUUGAUGCAGACCGAAGCUCCGCUGAAACUUGCAGGAACCAGCUUUACGAUGAUCCACAACACCCUGAAGAGCUCCCCCCCGGCGGAGCACGGCCCCCGGAGGACCAGCUCCGCCGCCCAGAGGAAGCUGUGGCGCUACUCGGGCUGCAGAGGCAGCGGCGGCGCGGCGGAACACCGCCGCAGCGUGUGCGUGUUGACGGCGGACCUGAACGCCGGCGACGGCACCGGCAGAGGCGUGGGCGCGGGGGUGGUGCACACCAUCCACGGCCUCUGCCGCCUCUGCAUCGGAUGCAAGCUGCCACAGGUGACCAUCCUCCGAGGAAAGGAUGGAUAUGGAUUCACCAUCUGCUCCGACUCGCCGGUGAGGGUGCAGGCCGUCGAUCCAGGGGGUCCGGCGGACCAGGCCGGCCUGCAGCAGCUCGACACUCUUCUGCAGCUGAACGGCCAGCCGGUGGAGCAGUGGAAGUGCGUGGACUUGGCCCACGCCAUCAGGAACAGCGCCAGUGAGAUCACGGUGGUGGUUUGGCGCACCGGUCCCUCGGCCAAGCCCAGCUUCGACGGCCUGAUCCACCGGCCGUCCUACAAGCCGUCCACCUCCAACUACGAGGCCCCGUCGCCCCCCACCCGCCGCCACGCCCCGGACCUGGGGCCCAGCAAGGCCCCCCCGGCCGUGCCGCCCCUGCCGGCCCACCACCGCGCCGCCGCCGCCCGCCGGCUGCUGGUCAACGGCUCGGAGGCCGGGAACCCCGGGAACGCUGGGAACGCCGGGGGCCGGGGGACGCUGGCCUGGGGGGCCCAGGGCGGCUCGGCCGAGGAGCUGGACGGGAAGCCCCGCCUCCUGCACCACCCCCCCACGGCCACCCUGAAGGGCACGCGGGUCAAGGCCUCCAACGGGGACAACUACAUCAUCCUGGCCCCCAUCAACCCUGGAAGCCAGAUCCUGAGGCCGGUUUAUCCGGACAAUCAAGGGACGCUCGCUGCAGGUUUUAGCCGGUUACAGCAGACCCGCCAGACCGCGGGCCCCCAGGGUGGAGGGGCUUUUCCUGGGGGCGGGGGCGGGGGCGGGGGCCUCUCCGGACGCUCCGGCCUCCUGCGUCGCUCCAACAACUUCAAGCUGUCGAAGGGCUCGUCCUCGUCCACCAACGCCGCUCCGCCCAGCUACCAGCAGCAGAACGCCAACUUCGCCAACUACCAGAACUGCACCAUUGUGCGCUCGCACACGCCGCACGGAAACUACGGCUACGUCAAGGUGGCGCCCAAGAUCCUCAUCUUCCCCAUCUUCGUUCAGCCUCUCGACCUGUGCAGCCGAACGCUGGUCAUUUCUGAGGAGAUGAUUCUGCACGAGAGCAAGCACCACUCCCUGAAGGUGACGGUGUUCGUCUACAACGACCUGAUGCUGGUGACGAGAGAGAGCGAGCCGGGGAGGUGCAACGUCCUCCAGAGUCCCCUCUUCCUCCGACACCUGCGGCUCCAGGACGAUUACGCCGAGGAGCUGAGGUUCUACCUGAUCCACAUGACGGAGAAGUGCGACUGCCUGCUCAGCCUGGAAGCUUAUUCGUCCGACCAGAAGCGCCGCGUGUGUCAGUGCCUGAAGGACAACAUCGACAAGCAGCUGCAGCUGCAGCGACGGGAGCCCGUGGGCUCUCACUUCGACCAGAUGUUGGAGCCCAAGCUGGACGCCUCGUCCUGCGACCUGGGGGGGGUCGGGGGGGGCCCGGGGGGGCUCCACCUUCCGGCCCCCAGCCCCGAGGCCGAGGACAGCCUUUACCCGUCCAGCCCCUCGGACCCGCCGCCGGCCGGCAGCCCCCCGCCCUCCGAGCCCCUCACCCCUCUGGACGAGGUCUACAUGCCCCUGGGGGGCCUGACGGGGUCCGGGGGACGGCACAAGGUCCCGCCCACGCCCCCCCCGUCCACCGAGGGGGAGGACUCCAAGAGCCUGGAGGGCCAGGAGAUGGACAUCUGGAAGGAGAAGAGGAAGGAGGAGGAGGACGAGGAGGACGGGAGGAAGAGUGCGGGAAGCGACCCGGAGGACGGAGGAGAGGAAACCCACCUGCUGGUGUCCAACACCGACAACGAGGACAACGUCUCGGAGCCGCAGGACACCAACGCCCCCCCCUCGUCCUCCUCGUCCUCCUUCGUCAUCCCGGAGCUGCGUCUGGACCGGUCCUUCAGCGCCGACGCCCUGUCCUCCCCCAACACCGACGAGGAGUACGAGGAGGAUGACUCCGAGGAGGAGGACGAGGACGAGGAGGACGACAGCGACGACGCCUACCUGCAGCGCAGCGACAGCAAGCGCCGCAGCAUGGUGGACGCCACCUGCGAGAAGCACGGCGGCGGGGGCGGGCUGAGCGUGCAGAACUCGCUGCGGCGGCGCACCCACAGCGAGGGCAGCCUGCUGCAGGACCCGCGCGGCGCCGUCUUCACCUCCGACAACGCCAUCAACUGCCUGGAGGCCGGGGCCCCCCCCAAGGGCGGCUGGACGCUGCCGUCGCCCCGGACCCUGAAGAAGGAGCUGACCAAGAACGGGGGCUCCAUGCAUCAGCUGUGCAUGCUGUUCUCCGGGAGGAAGCUCAGCGCCGGGUCGCCCUGCAGCUGCCAGGUCGACGACGACGGCAGCAAGAAGAAGAAGUCCAAGAACCUGGCCAAAGACAUGAAGAACCGGCUGGCCUUCCUGCGGAGGAGGAACGAGUCCCCGGGAAGCAACCCGGCCGGCAAGCUCGACAAAUCCAUGAAGACGGUCAAGCCCAGCCCGGAGGAGGCGCUGAAGUGGGGGGACUCCCUGGACAAGCUGCUCAACCACAAGUACGGCCUGGCAGCCUUCAGAGCCUUCCUGCGUACGGAGUUCAGCGAGGAGAACCUGGAGUUCUGGCUGGCCUGCGAGGAGUACCGCAAGAUCAAGUCCCAGUCCAAGAUGGCGUCCAAGGCCAAGAAAGUGUUUGCAGAAUACAUCGCCAUCCAGUCGUGUAAAGAGGUGAACCUGGACUCGUGCACCAGAGAUCACACUAAGGACAACCUGCAGAAUGUGACGCGCUCCUGCUUUGACUUAGCGCAGAGGCGGAUAUACGGGCUGAUGGAGAAGGACUCAUACCCCCGCUUCCUGCGCUCAGAACUCUACUUGGACUUAAUCAACCAAAAAAAGGCCAGCGCCACUUCCACUUCGUCUUCAUCGUAAAAGACCAGAGCGGGACGCCAGGAAAAGAGGAGGAGGAGGAAAGAAACAAGAGGGGGGCAGACUUGAAGAGAAACAGAGUGGGUGGGAUGUGAGGUUUUUGUUUUUUAUUUGUGUGAGUGUCUGUUUCAUCCUGUGUUACGAUGCGAGAGGAGGCAGCGACGCCACGGCACUGCAGAGGAAGGAUGGAUGGAUGGAUGCAUGGAUGGAUGAUGGAUGGAUGGAUGCAUGGAUGGAUGGAUAGAUGGAUACAUGGAUGGAUGCAUGGAUGGAUGCAUGGAUACCUGAAGGGAGCAGGAGACUUGUCUGAUCACUGUUACUGUUCUUUUCUUAAUGUUUUGUGUCAGAAAGCUUGAGUUUCUGGAGAAACGGAGGGUUUUGCACCAAAAUCCCUGCAAACGUGAAGACAGUCCGGUACUGUUGUGUCACUUUCUUUUAUUUUAUUUUGAAAGUCCCUCUUUAUUUUCCCGCCCCGCCCCCUCUUUCGCUCCAGCGCUCUCUUCUGUGAGGAAACUUCAGAUGUCGGUACGACACAAAGUCCCCUUUGGUGUUUUUAUCAGACUUAAGCUUUGGGGGACGGGGGGGGCACGCCAUCCCAGUCAAAGCUUCGUUUUAUUCCACUAGAUUUGAUCCGGGGGACGACAGCAGUGAAACGAAGGUUCCUGCCUCCAGAGUAGGGCUGGGCCAUUUUGUGUUUUUUCUCUGAAAACCCGAUUUUCGAUUUCGAUUUUUUUGGUAAAACUACAAAAUACAAUGGAAUAAAUUGUUUCAAAUAUUUUAUCUUUAUUUUUAAAGAAAAAUAGCAAAUAAAUUUCCCUAUUGGGAAUGAAAUGCAAUUGAAAGAUACUGUAAGAGUUUAGUAAAGUGACAUUUACCAUUUUCUUGACCAAACAAAGAUGUCUGUAAUGCAGCUGCAAAAAAGGAAAAUCCAUUUUCCGAUUUUCCUUUUUUUAACAUCGAUUGUGAUUAAUAAAUCCGAUUUAGAUUUAAAAUCGAUUAAUCGCACAGCCCUACUCCAGAGACUGUUCACCAGAAAGAAAGGAAGAUAGAAGAGGAAGAAGAAGAAGGAGAAGAGCGUCUCCGUCGCCAUCGUAGCUCAUUCUGGUUCUCAGGACAUUUAUCACAAGCCUCAGCUCGGUCGACCUUCCCGCUCACGCACCCUCGUUCUCCCGGGCAACGCUCCACAGGUUGCUAGUUUCACAUUCAGAGGACGUAAAAGAAAAAAAAAAGACUAAAAAAGUUGCUCCACUUGUACAGAGGUUCGUAUUUAUUUAGAUUAACUUGCUGGAAGCUUCUGCAGACACUCACAUCCUCCACAGCACUCCGCUAACGCCUCCCUCUUAACCACCAGGUCCAACGCUGUCCUCAAGUUUAAGUGCAAUAUUUUUUUAAUUUUAUGUUAUUAUUAUGUUGUUCAUUUUAUUUGGAUAUUAUUUUAUUUUUUUUUAAACGGGGAAGACGGAACAGCUUAAGCUCUGUAUUAACUUCUAUUUGUUAAGAGAAAAAAAUACUUAGAGCUAUAAGGUUGACUUACAAAAUAAACUCAAGAAGCAUAAGUAGUUUAAUGACUUUUAAGCAAGUGAUUCUAACUGUGUUAAACCCCGGCAGCAGGCAGCUGGGGAUGUUAUGGUUGUAAAUAUAAUUCUUUAAGAAAAUUAUGUGAUAAUGCAUUAAAAACGACGAACAAGGAGCCGCCACGUCUCUACUGGUGAUGAACGUGGAGCGGCUGCAUCUCUGGAUAACAUGUUAAACCGUAGGUGAGCAGCUACAGGCUGCUCUUUCCCUGGUCAUACACUGCUUGUAAGGAGUUUUCUGAAAUGCAUUUUAUCAUUUUCACUGUUUACAAUUCAAAAUGCAUCUCCUGUGAUAGCAAGUGAAAACAGUAGAGUACAUUUGGUGUCAUUGCUAAUGAUAAAUAAACCAACCGAUGACGUAAACUGCUGGCUG